Molecule: messenger RNA, 342 nt
Organism: Dicrocoelium dendriticum
Lineage: Eukaryota; Metazoa; Platyhelminthes; Trematoda; Plagiorchiida; Dicrocoeliidae
Source: the annotation of a GenBank genome assembly
AUGAGUAACCCCAAUGAUCAGUAUGACGCCGAAGACACAUCAAAGCGAGCAAAAUGCUGUGGCAUGGAACGUGAAUCAUUUUCUCCUGAUAUUCCGCUAGAUAGCGGCAUUUUUUAUUCAUGCGAAAAUGAUCCCCAAGGUGCUGUUCCAAACGAUCUACCUGGAUGUCCUUUUUCAUUUGGUGGUUGCAACACAAACUCCUUACCAUACGGAAUUCUUGGUCUGAUGGUCCAUAAAGGAGUGAGCCUAGCUAGCAACACUGGCUCUGGGCACGUGGGACCUGCUGAGUUGGACUUGAUGCUCGCCAAAGUUGAGUUUGUCAUAACUGUUCACAGUCCGUAA